Camellia sinensis is the source of this 2887-nucleotide messenger RNA. Lineage: Eukaryota; Viridiplantae; Streptophyta; Magnoliopsida; Ericales; Theaceae. The record is from RefSeq and is a predicted model, not a curated record.
CUCUUGUUUCCCCAAAUGGGUUUUUGGUUUUUUGUUUUUAUCCUUCUAACACUGUUCUUUAGAACUUUAGUCUGUCAACAACCCAAUACUGAUGAGUACUUUCUCUCUGAUUUCUUUCAAAAGAUGGGUUUAACUUCUUCUCAAAGUUACAACUUUUCUGAUCCUGUUUGUACAUGGCAAGGAGUGUUGUGUGAACAAGAACAUGUUAUUAAGCUUGUAGCUUCUGGUCUAAGUCUAUCUGGUUUGAUUCCUGAAUCCACCAUUGGCAAACUCAUAAAACUUCAAUAUUUGGAUCUAAGCAAUAACAAAAUCACUGGUUUGCCUUCAGAUUUUUGGAGUUUGGGUUCACUCAAGACCCUCAAUCUCUCAUCCAACCAAAUUUCUGAGACCCUCCCAAGCAACAUAGGCAAUUUUGGUCUACUUGAGACCUUGGACCUGUCUAGCAACAAUUUUUCUGGGAAAAUCCCUGAAACUUUAAGCUCACUUGUUAGACUUCAAGCUCUCAAACUCAAUGGAAACCGUUUCGAUUCAAUAAUCCCAUUUGGGAUUCUGAGUUGCCAUUCUUUGGUUUCACUUGAUCUUUCAUCAAAUCAGCUAAAUGGAAAUCUUCCCAAUGGUUUUGGUUCUGCAUUUACUAACCUCAAAUAUUUGAACCUUGCUCAAAAUGAGAUUCGUGGCCGGGCUUCAGAUUUUUCCGGGAUGAUAUCCACUUUGUAUCUUAACAUUUCAAGAAAUCUGUUUUCGGGUUCUGUAAUUGGUGUUUUUAAGGUUCCAUUGGAGAUAAUUGACUUGAGCCAAAACCAGUUUGAUGGUCACAUCUCUCAGGUAUAUUUUAAUUCUAGCUUCAAUAGGUCUGGUUUGGUUUAUUUAGACUUAUCUGAGAAUCAUCUUAGUGGAGAUGGAGAGUUUUUUACAAACUUGAAUGAAGCCCAGAAUCUAAAACACCUUAAUCUCGCUUAUAAUCGGUUCUCUGAACAAGCAUUCCUGAAAAUUAGUAUGCUCUCUGGUUUAGAGUACCUCAACUUGUUAGCUGGGGUAAUCAUCCCUGCUGAAAUCUCAGAGUUGAGUAGUUUGAGAACACUAGAUCUUUCCAAAAAUCGCCUCAGCAGCCAAAUUCCUCUCUUGAGCAUCAAAAACCUCCAAUUUCUUGAUGUUUCAUACAAUAAUUUAAGUGGUGAAAUCCCAUUACCACUCUUGGAAAGACUCUCAUCGAUGCAGACUUUCAACUUCUCUUACAACAACUUAACCCUUUGUGGUGAAGGGUAUUCAUCUGAGACCCUGAAAACAGCUUUCAUUGGGUCACUGAAUAGCUGCCCAAUUGCUGCAAAUCCAAACCUCUUUAAAAGGAAAGCUCACCAACAUAGGGGCUUCAAGUUUGCUUUGGUUUUAACGACCGCGCUGGUUUGUUUGCUUUUGGCGUUGCUGUUUUUAGCCUUUUGUUGCCGAAGAAAAACCAAAACUUGGGCAAUGAAACAGUACCCUUGCAAAGAAGAACAAAACAUUUCCGGACCCUUUUCAUUCCAAACUGAUUCGACCACGUGGGUAGCUGAUGUUAAGCUGGCAACAUCGGUCCCAGUAGUUAUCUUUGAGAAGCCAUUGCUGAAUUUCACAUUUGCAGACCUCUUGUCUGCAACUUCACAUUUUGACCGGGGCACAUUGUUGGCUGAAGGGAGAUUCGGGCCUGUUUAUGGAGGAUUUCUACCGGGUGGGAUUCACGUAGCUGUGAAGGUUUUGGUCCAUGGACCAACAACCAUGACUGACCAAGAAGCUCAAGUUGCAAGAGAGCAGCUCGAGCUUCUUGGUCGAAUCAAGCACCCAAAUCUUGUUCCAUUAAUUGGAUAUUGCCUAGCUGGUGACCAACGGCUUGCCAUAUACGAUUACAUGGAGAACGGAAAUUUGCAAAAUUUGCUUCAUGACUUGCCACGUGAGGUUCAAACAGCUGAGGAUUGGAGCAAAGAUGAAAAUGAUGGGAUUCAAAAUGUUGGGUCUGAAGAGUUGUUAACAACUUGGACAUUUAGGUACAAAAUCGCACUUGGCACUGCCCGAGCCUUGGCAUUUCUCCAUCAUGGGUGCUCACCUCCUAUAACUCACAGGGAUGUCAAAGCGAAUAGUGUUUACAUUGACUCCAAUUUGGAACCUAGGUUGUCUGAUUUUGGACUGGCUAAGAUUUUUGGGAAUGGCAUAGAAGAUGAAAUAGUUUGUGGGUCACCCGGGUAUGUGCCACCAGAGUUUCUUGAUCCAAAAACUGGCUCCGCAAAGAUCCCAACGCCAAAAUCUGAUGUUUAUGGAUUUGGAGUAGUUCUGUUUGAGCUCAUUACAGGAAAAAAGCCUGUUGAAGAUGACUAUCCAGAUGCGAAAGAAGCAAAUUUGGUCAUGUGGGUGAGAGGACUAGUGAGAAAGAACGAGGGAUGUAAAGCCAUCGAUCCAAAAAUUCGUGAAAAAGGAUCAGAGACUCAAUUGUUGGAAGCCCUGAAGAUUGGAUUUCUAUGUACAGCUGAUCUUCCAUCGAAGCGACCAAGCAUGCAACAGGUAGUUGGACUUCUUAAGGAUAUUGAACCGGUUAUGAUGCAUCAAUGAAGAACAAAGUGAAGUAAAGAAAUUUGAAAGUCUGGUUCUUUGCAUUUUUUGUGUGUUUUGUUUCUUGUUAGAGUUCUUUGUGUUGCCAUUGAUGGAAAUGUACAGAAAUCCUGAGAAUUUGGCUAAUUUCUUUCUACCUUACCAUCCUUGGUGGCACAAAAAGCUUGAUUUGUUUAUAAAGAGAGCAUUCUUGUCACAAAUAUUCAAUUGCUUCUCUUGCUCUACAUUUGAUUCUUUCAUCUCCUGUAAGCAUACUGAAACAAGCGUUGAACUAGGGUGAGGUAUGAAAUUUGGGUUUUGUUUCAUAUGA